Molecule: messenger RNA, 3932 nt
Organism: Mauremys reevesii (Reeves's turtle)
Lineage: Eukaryota; Metazoa; Chordata; Testudines; Geoemydidae
Gene: TSHZ2
Product: teashirt zinc finger homeobox 2
Exons: 3
Coding region: 82-3174 (1030 amino acids)
Biological process (GO): regulation of transcription by RNA polymerase II
Cellular component (GO): nucleus
Molecular function (GO): DNA binding; DNA-binding transcription factor activity, RNA polymerase II-specific
Source: RefSeq, a predicted model, not a curated record
GAAAGCCAGAGAAACAAGACACACGAGCUUCCCAGGGUUCUUGGAUCUGGGGACAGAAGUGAGAUUGGAGAAAGUAGAGCGAUGCCAAGGAGGAAACAGCAGGCACCCAAGCGGGCUGCAGGUUACGUCCAAGAGGAAGACAUAAAGGAGGAGGAAGAGGACGAUGAUGACAGUAAUUCAACAGCUCAACUUCAGGGCAGCAAUGAUACUGGCACAGAUGAAGAACAUGAAGUGGGUCCUGAGCAGAAAGGAAGUUUUAGCUACCAGAAUUCUCCAGUAAGUCAUAUAUCUAAUCAGGAUGCAGAAAAUGAGUCCCUGUUAAGUGAUGCUAGUGACCAGGUGGCAGAUACUAAAAGCAUUUGCUCCAGAGAGGUGCAGGAUCUGAAAACCAAUGCCCGCCCCAAAUCUCAGAAUGAAGCACAUGAUUGCAUGGAUAAAAUGACAGCAGUCUAUGCUAACAUACUGUCAGACUCUUAUUGGACAGGCUUAGGACUGGGUCUCAAGUUGUCUAACUCUGAGAGAAGGGGCUGUGACAGUAGAAAUGGAGGUAACAAGAGUGACUUUGAUUGGCACCAAGAUGCAUUGUCAAAAAGCUUACAACAGAGUUUACCUUCCAGACCGGUUUCCAAACCAAAUCUUUUCAGUUCAGUCCAGCUGUACAGACAAAACAGCAAAAUGUGUGGAACUGUAUUCACGGGUGCUAGCAGGUUUAGGUGCAGGCAAUGCAGUGCUGCCUAUGACACCUUGGUAGAGCUAACAGUCCAUAUGAAUGAAACUGGUCAUUACCAAGAUGACAACCGUAAAAAGGACAAGCACAGACCUACUAGCUACUCAAAGCCCCGGAAAAGGGCCUUUCAGGACAUGGACAAGGAAGAUGCACAAAAAGUUCUAAAGUGCAUGUUCUGCGGUGACUCUUUUGAUUCCCUUCAAGAUCUGAGCGUUCAUAUGAUAAAAACAAAACAUUACCAAAAAGUGCCUUUGAAGGAGCCGGUACCUACCAUUUCUUCAAAAAUGGUCACUCCAGCAAAGAAACGUGUGUUUGAUGUUAACAGACCUUGUUCCCCAGAUUCCACAACAGGAUCUUUUGCAGAUACCUUUUCUCCUCAGAAGAAUGCAAACCUACAGUUGUCAUCUAACAACCGCUAUGGCUACCAAAAUGGAGCCAGCUACACAUGGCAGUUUGAGGCCUGUAAAUCCCAGAUUUUGAAGUGUAUGGAAUGUGGAAGUUCACAUGACACCUUGCAGCAACUCACCACUCAUAUGAUGGUCACUGGUCACUUCUUGAAAGUCACAAGUUCAGCUUCAAAGAAAGGAAAACAACUAGUACUAGAUCCCUUGGCUGUGGAGAAAAUGCAAUCGCUGUCUGAGGCACCAGCCAAUGACACCCAGGUUUCAAAACAAUCCAGCAAUGCAUCUUCGGAUGGCAUAACUCCUGCAUUGGAGCUAAAGAAAGAGAGUAAAAAAGAUAAACCUGAUGAUACAAACAAAGAUGAGAAAGUGGUAAAAACUGAAGAGUAUGAAGAUACACUUCAGAAACCAUUGGAUCCUACAAUGAAAUACCAGUAUCUUAGGGAGGAAGAUUUAGAAGAUGGUUCAAAAGGUGGUGGGGAUAUUUUAAAGUCUUUGGAAAACACUGUCACCACAGCCAUCAAUAAAGCUCAAAAUGGAGCUCCUAGCUGGAGUGCAUAUCCUAGUAUCCAUGCAGCCUAUCAGCUCUCAGAAGGAGCAAAGCCUUCCUUACCAGUGGGUUCCCAAGUACUGCAAAUCAGGCCCACCAUUACCAAUAAAUUGAGACCCAUUGCUCCAAAGUGGAAAGUUAUGCCUCUGGUUCCCAGCUCAGCAAAUGUGGCCCAGUGCACUCGAGUGAAGAAGGAAACUGAUGACAAAGAAGUCAUACAAAAGGACUACACUAAAGAGGGCAUCCAAGCUGACACUGCUCCACUCUGUCAGAAUGAAGGGGGAUCUCUCCCCAAAUCUGAGGCCCCUGUAGAGCCAAAAAAGACAGAGGCAUGUCCCUUGAAGGAGGAGGAUAAACCAAAAGAAGAUGGUGAGAAAGAAAAAACAAAACCCAAGGAGUCAAUAGCAGCUUCUCUCAGCAAUGGUUGCGUUGCCACAAACCAUCCUUCUGACUUGCCUUGUGUGAAUCCACUUAGUGCCCUGCAAUCUGUAUUGAAUAAUCACUUGGGCAAAGCCACUGAGUCUUUACGUCCCCAGUCCAACUCCAGCCCCAGCUCGAGCACAAUUUCUAUGUUCCACAAACCUAACUUAAAUAUGAUGGAGAAACCAGUUUUAUCUCCUGCUCCAACCCCACCAAAGCCUGCAAGCAUCUCCAGGCGUUAUUUGUUUGAAAACAAUGAUCAACCUAUAGAUCUGACCAAAUCCAAAAGCAAGAAAGCGGAGUCAGCUCAAGCACAGUCUUGUACUUCCCCACCUCAGAAACAUGCUCUGUCUGACAUUGCUGACAUGGUCAAAGUUCUUCCCAAAGCUACUACACCAAAACCUGCUGUAUCUUCUAGGAUCCCAUCGAUGAAAUUGGAAAUGGAUGUCCGACGUUUUGAGGAUGUCUCAACAGAAGUCUCCACUCUGCAUAAAAGGAAGGGCAGGCAAUCAAACUGGAACCCUCAGCAUCUCCUGAUUUUGCAAGCUCAGUUUGCUUCCAGUCUUUUCCAAACAUCAGAAGGUAAAUAUUUAUUAUCAGACCUAGGCCCUCAAGAACGCAUGCAGAUUUCUAAAUUUACUGGACUGUCAAUGACCACCAUCAGCCAUUGGUUAGCAAAUGUCAAAUACCAACUUAGGAAAACUGGAGGAACAAAGUUUUUGAAAAACAUGGACAAAGGACACCCAAUCUUUUAUUGCAGUGACUGUGCAUCUCAGUUUAGAACCCCGUCUACUUAUAUUAGUCACUUAGAAUCCCAUCUAGGUUUCCAAAUGAAAGACAUGAACAGACUGGCUGUGGAACAGCAAACCAAGGUAGAACAAGAAAUCUCCAGAGUUUCAGUUCAAAGAUCACCUGAAACAAUAACUGGGGAAGAGGAUACAGACUCUAAGUUCAAAUGUAAGUUGUGCUGUCGGACAUUUGCAAGCAAACAUGCAGUAAAACUUCACCUAAGCAAAACACACAGCAAGUCACCAGAACACCAUUCACAGUUUGUAGCAGAAGUGGAUGAAGAAUAACUUUUAAGGACAAAUGCCUUAGUUCCAGCUCUCCAGCCCAGGCUUCCUGCACUGAGCCCGUCUCCAUGUGUCACUCCACUCCUGACAUUGAACUCCCGACAACCCGGACCGAGAAGACUGCCAAAAACACUCCAGCUAUUCUUCUUCAUCCUCACUAACAAUUUGGUAAUGAAGUAUUGAUUUCCACUCCCCUGCUUAUGGACGAUAUUAGAUUUUCAUUGAUAAACUGCACUGGGGCUGUCUCGUCUCCACUGUCCCUUUUUGCUGUCACUAAAACAAAGUGCCACUGAAGUAAGAUAAUGACUGAGAACACUGAUGUACUUAUUUCAUCAAUUUGUAACACUUGACAGGAAAAAAAAAAGUAUACUUCUUCAUAGUUUAAUGUCCAAGUGUGCUACACAAGAUGCCGUCACACUGGAAGCUUUGCUUUUCAUGGUAAUGUCCAUUUCCUAUUUAUAACCCCUUUGGGAUAGUUUGUCUAAAGGAAAUGUUUCUAUUCAGUGCAGCUAUUACUGUUGCACCUGGGUUGCUCAAUCCAGUCAUUGCACUAGGGAUCAAUACAUCACAGUAAGUAGAAGAAUUAUUAAGUUAAAAUAGAUUCUGAGCCAAAAAAACUCUGAACAAUGUUAAUCUUCUGUGCAAGUUGUUCAAAUAAUUAUGCUUAACCAAGUUGCUGCCAAAGAUUUGUUUAAAACGGAUUAUUUUCAGUUUGUUUUAUUCCUCAGAUAUAUAUUUUUUUUAAGUCUCCAUUAGUGCAU